This is a messenger RNA of Ilex paraguariensis (yerba mate), 309 nucleotides long. The record is from the annotation of a GenBank genome assembly. NCBI's taxonomy places the organism in Eukaryota, Viridiplantae, Streptophyta, Magnoliopsida, Aquifoliales, Aquifoliaceae.
AUGACAUCCAUGAAAGAAAAGAAGAGUGGUUACUAUUGCCAUUCCUUUUGGCUCUGUUGCUCGAAGAAGGAGAAGAAGAAAGCCAUUGAUACUUAUAGUGAUAGCAGCACAGAUCAAGACGAUGUUUCAUCGACGAUUUUUGGGCCGGAAAGCAAAGGAUCGUGCACGUUCAUCUGUUGCUCCAUGAUCGAUGGAUCGCCUUCUUCUCCGGAGCCACUUCAUGCUCAAAAAAUUGAUUAUCCUUCUGAUAUGGGUAUGGCAAGGAGUGCUCUAGCAGUGGUGCCAGUGCCGCCACACAGGGAUGUCUAA